GAUUCCUUUAACUUCUCAAAACGGAAGUGAUUUCUCUUAGCCUCGUUUGUAAGGUAAAUUUACUUCCGACCAUCUUUGUUGUCAUUUUAGCGGGAAACGAAGGUCGAUCGAAUCGUUGAUCGCGCGCAGUUUUGGAGAAAAUGGGAACUUUUCCGUUUUCUGCCAUCGUGAUUCUUUAUUUUGGUUGUCUACUGUAAUCUGGACGUGAAUCGAGGAAACAACGCCUUGAUGCGGAAUUCCAUUGGAAAAAUCAACAAAAAGUGCUCCAACUAAUCAAUGUGUUUUGUUUGAAACGAGGCAAUUUCAUUCAUUCAUUUGCAUGCGACUUCAGUUCCUUUGUUGGCUAGAAGUUCCAAAAUUUUCCGUCUUUUCUCUUUGAUUUUAGGGUUCGCUCGUUCUUUUUUAUUAGAGACUUAAAUGCACAGUUCCGAAACGUUUUUCUCCGACUUGCUGAAGCUUGAACGCAUUUCCGAUCGCCGUUGCUCGUGAGUUCUGCAAUUUUUGCAGUGCUCAAACAUGGACGAGAUUUUUUCAUUCAUUUACACCACGUGUUAAAAUUUGUACGCGGAAAAGGUUAAAAAAUCAACCAAGAGCGCGAAAUUUUUAGAACCACUUCGAAAGAUGGACAGUUUAGCAUUCGAGGUAGCACGGAAAAACUCCAAAACGUGCCAAAUCGAGGGAUGUCAUGAACUUACAGUUGGUUCUCGAACGACCUUAUGCCGAAAGCAUCGCAACAAUAGGUACAAACAAAAUUACAAGAAGAAAAAACGCAAGACCCAAGGAUCUGAAGAAAUACAGAGUGAGUCUCUUGAAAACCAACUUGCAGAAGAAAAAUGUUUGAUGGAACAGAAAUAUGCCAGUAUGCUGCAACAAGUGUUGGCGCAGAAGCAGUUGGAAUUGUUACAAUCCGAAAAAGUGAUCCAGGUUUUAAGAGCUCACCAAAGGAGAGUCAAAGAAGAAAAAAUCAAGGAAAUUCAAGAGAGGAAAGAGAAGAAGGAACAUGAGCUACCUAAAGAAACUUUAGAUCUAAGUUUGUCAUUAAGUGGUGUGGUGAAAGAUGGCUUGGUCCCAGAGAAAAGUCCUUCCAAAGCAUCAAAAAGUACUAAGAGCUCUGGUAAAACUAACCAGAGCAAGAAGAACUCUAAUAAGGGAUCACCCUCUAAAGAUGCACGUCUAGGAAAUAACCUUUCAUUCCCCAGAAACAUGGAAAAUGUCUCAACACCCCCUUUGCCAGAUUUAGUGCCAGCAGGAAUUAGUGUUCCACCUUACCUAGGAAACAGGAAUGGAAAUUACUCAGGACAAAACCCAUAUGGUGCCACAGGCUCACCACAGCUGACUCCAAUCCAACCAACCAUCAUGUCACCUCAGCAGAUUCCUAAGAUUGAAAAAGUAUUUAGUUACCAACCAGCAUUGAGCGCUGUUAGUAAUUCCUCCAAAGUUUGCGUGGAUGCAGCUGUUAAAGACCUUUCUCCUGGAAAUCAUGGAAAAGGUGUUGCAGUUUCCAGCAAUCAACCUAGGCCAGCUCCUGGUGGGAUUUCCCAACACUCAGCCACAGAUAUGAACAAUUUAAUGUUACUUAGCUCCAAAGCUGCGCAGAGUACUCAAACCAGACUACUGCAGAAUUUACUGCCUUACCCAACAGUCCACAGUACCAUUCUCAGUAGCACAAAUAUCACCUCCCAAGCAGGGCAAACAAGGCCGUCUUAUCAAAAUAUGAUGACGCCAUGCUCAUCAACAUCUGUAUCAACUGGAGGAAGCUCCUCUAUCGGUGCAGGGAUGCCGCACCAACGUCAAAUGAGUUUUCCAAUCACAAACUUUAGCCAGACAAUGUCACUGCCAAAUAACAGUCAGAUUGUAACUACAGGAACAUGUACACAAACUCACCUAUCAAGCCAGCUUGAUGCAUCACAAAACUGGUCAAACCGGAUGGCACAGGGAAGGCUGCAGGCUCCUUCAGUACAGGAUGACUUUCUGCUUCAGAUGCUUCAGGAAAACAAAGAGCAACAAGUCCAACUUGGUGCCCAGUCCCAAACAAACAGUGGGUUGACCAGUUUAGAUCACGUGAUACCUGAUUCCUCUUGGGCUGCAAUGACUAUUGGGAUAUAACAACAUAAGGCAUGGCUUCUUAGUCUACUCGUACUCGGUCUUAGUGCUCCAACUUUCUGUACCUCAUUACAUAUGUUUUAUACUUUUUUUAUUCAUCUUUCCUUACACUGAAGUCAUAACAUUUUUUGUGACUUGAAAUCAUAUUGAUUGUUUUCUACAUUCAGAGCAAAUUUCCUUUCACUAUGUUUUGUUUAAAGGUUGCUCACAAGAAAGACAACAAAAAAAACACGAUGUAGUGGGUGUAUUUCGAUUGAGCGUGAAAAAGCCAGAACGAAUUGAUAACCACUCCCAUUUAGAACAAAGAAAAAAAAACCACAAGAAACAAAUGAUAACUCAGAGUGAAAAGGUAAAGUUCCAAGAGCGCGGGAAACGAGGGUGACCGCGGGUGACGCGGGAAUAUGAAGUCUUGCAUCUGAUUGGUCGGAAGGGUGGCGUGAUAUUUUUAGACCAAUCACAGAGUGUGGUAUGACAAAGCCGGUGUAAUCCUACAUCAUUUUCGACAAUCAGUUAAAAAUCGCUCCGAUGCUGGAGUUCUUGUGUCUUUGAGAAGCACUAUGAAUGAAGAACACGUGUCAAAUGUGCUCAAUGUGAAAAGCGUCAGCGUGUUUCAGCGUUCAUUUUUCUAACGAACAAUAUUAUCGGGAAGUGUUUGUUUUUCUCAGCGUCGACUCACAAAGGGACAACCUUAGGAACGAUUCAGAGGAAUUAACUUAUUCACCAAGGAUUAUAAAUCAGUGGAUUAUGUCAAAUAAAAAACAUUGAGAAAGGUUGAAAAA
Molecule: messenger RNA, 2882 nt
Organism: Stylophora pistillata
Lineage: Eukaryota; Metazoa; Cnidaria; Anthozoa; Scleractinia; Pocilloporidae
Source: RefSeq, a predicted model, not a curated record